This is a messenger RNA of Dreissena polymorpha, 4799 nucleotides long. RefSeq lists its product as uncharacterized. The transcript is spliced from 5 exons. NCBI's taxonomy places the organism in Eukaryota, Metazoa, Mollusca, Bivalvia, Myida, Dreissenidae. The coding region runs from base 522 to 3956 and encodes 1144 amino acids. The record is from RefSeq and is a predicted model, not a curated record.
AGGCCAUAUAAUCGUAGUCUAUGUUGACAAGAGGAAUGUAACAUAUAAAGGAAUGUAUGUUAUGUUUAUGCUUAUCCAUUAACAAAGUCACCAGUACAUGCUAGUGGUGCAGUAUGGCCGCUAACACACACCUGAUCGGCGACAAGGAGACCAAUAAUUGGUUCAAAGCGUACAUAGGACUCAAUGUUACGAAGGAAGGACUCACUAACUUUCUUUGCGCAGAAUUACAGAAAGUACACACCGUUGUUGGUAGAAGUUGUGGAAACUGCCCAAUUGAAAACCUCAUACAAUGUCCGACAAACCCAUAUUGUAACAAAAGGAAACGGAAUUAUUGUCCUUUUCACAAAUCAUAGAAACCGCAGCCAUGCCCAAUAUGUGAUAAUGUAAAAGAUAAUAUCAUAUUACACCACAGAUAUGGUAAACCUUCCUGGAGGAACACUCGUGCGGAAAAGUGGGCACAAAAUGAUUGGGAAAUAGGCAAAUGCUACCUCCCUCCGCACGGAUAUAGCAGCAUUUCCUCGAUGCAGGAAUCGGACUUUAAUGGUGUGAUAAACAUCAUGUUGAAUUGCCUACAUUUCCAGACAUGUCUCUCCCCCUUAUGUUUAUCACCACCACCGCCUGAUAAGAAAUGUCCACUAGAAAAGGUCCGUCAGAUUGGCCGAGAUGUGCGACACACAUCCGACUGCAAGGUUACAGAUGCUUACUUGCAAGACUAUUUCAAGACACUGUCCACGCUCCUGGCUGACCCACAAUACUUACAACAUGAUCCUUCAGCCAUCAUAGCAUGUACACGACUUAGUGAUUUGCAGAAUGAUCGUAUGUCAUUUGAAGAACUGGGCAAGCUGUUGAAAGAAGCCAAUCACACUCUCGAAGAUGCAAAAAAGGCCGGCGAAUGUGUUUCUGAAAAGGCAGAAAGGACCUUGGAAAAACUGGAGGCAGGUUUGCAUGAACUGUCCGCUCAGGCACUUAGAGGGAAACAAGGCAUACAAUCGGCCACAAUGAUAGGAUGUAACACUCUAAUAUCCACCACAGAGGCAGGUGUGCAUGAACAGAAGGCCGCAAAAGAUGACAUUGUGGCUCAAGUAAAAAAGGAAGUCAGAGAUUUCAAGACAAAUGGUGACGAAGUGAACUAUUCGAAACGCAAAGAAAUGCUAUUAGAUAUGAUGAUUGAACAUUACGACAACACACUUAGUACCAUCACAACCUCGCCAUUGCAUGACGGUGUUCACGCUAGGGUAGAUGAUAUUUGCAUGCCACCCAAAUUACAGCUGAUGGAAAAAGUCAAGGGGGCCUUCAAGAAAACUGAUGCAACGAUUACGAAAUACAGCAACGUUCUUUUAAAGGAUGGUAAAUACAACCGAAAAAUGUUCAUUCAAGGCGAGGCAGGGUCUGGCAAAUCCACGUUUCUCGCCAUAUUAGUUAGAGACUGGUGUUGUAUAAAUAGUAAAGCAUCACGUAAACAGACGGACGAGGCGGGAUCUGGCAAAUCCACGUUUCUCGCCAUAUUAGUUAGAAACUGGUGUUGUUUAACUAGUAAAGCAUCAGGUAAACAGAAGGACGAAACUUACACUGCCGAUGCUAAUGCACGAUUGAGACCCUCUGAUGUCUUUGAAGAUUUAACGACCGUGAAAGUGUACACGUUCGUUUUCCAUGUCACUCUAAGGGAUUCAGUCAACGAGUUAAACAUUUUAAAGAUGCUUAAAAAACAAAUAAUUGACUCAAUUUACGGCGAUAAGGAUAUACGCAAAAAUGCAUACCGACUACUGAAUGAGAUCAUGGAACGUAAACGCUGCUUGGUAUUACUGGAUGGUCUAGAUGAGUGGACCUGCAACAAAGGUAAAAGCCUACCGGAAUUGGCUGUAUCUCACAGUCAGUGUGAUGUGUUGAUUACAACUCGACCUUGGAAAUUGACAGAAGCGAUGAUACCUGACGCGAAGAUUGACAUGCUGCUUCAACUGGAAGGAGUUAACGAGCCUUUUGAGGUGAGCAGAAGACUGCUUGGCUGUAUGGAUGAUUGUAAAGAUAGCAUGAUGUUGGACAAAAAACAAUCAGAAUUUGAAUCAUACAUAAAGAAAAAUGACGUGGAAAAGUUUCUGAUUUCACCAAUACUAUUGCAAUUGAUAGUGCACUCAUGGGUUGAAGGGACUGAAAUGAACGGCUCCAUGUGUGAAAUAUACAGUCUCUUCCUGGAAAGUCUUCUUAAGAAGGUAAACAAGAAAAAAAGAAAAUUUCAAUCGCCACCCGACCAAUGCUUCAAAGACACUGAACACAUACGGCCAAAUAUUGAAAACGUUGAUCGUCUUGCUAAAGCGGCAUUCCAUUUGCUGUUUUUAAAUACCAGAGAAAGUUCAAUAGUGUUUAGCGAUACAGAUUUGGAGCGAUUUGGAUUAGAUGAAGAACGAAAGGAGUUUGCAUUCAAAUCCGGAAUUUUAUCGGCAACACGAAAUUCGUCUGCAUUGCGAUCAUCUUCUUCAUGUUCCUUCAUCCAUAAAAGCAUACAGGAAUUCCUCACUGCUUAUUAUAUUGCAUGCAAUACCCAUCUAAUUGAUGAAAUCAUUUACGGUUAUCUCCAUCGUUACAAUUAUGCAUAUAUGGAUAUUUCACAGGUGUUUAUAUUCCUUUGUGGACUGAAAAUAUCAGCUGCGGAUAACCUAUCCAGCAUGAUGAAUGAACGCGUCGUUGAUUCGCCUAACUUUGAUUUUCCAAGAAUCGUACUGUCAGGAUACAGAGAAGCUGUAGCGAAUAAACAUUAUGACAGUAACCUCAAACUCAGUCACUUUAUGUUCGUCAUACCGGUCACCGAAAUAGGAGACGUCCACAACAUCUGGAUACAAAACAGGUCAAAUAUUCUGACAUUGAUGCUACACAUGUACGAUGUAGAGAGUCAGAGUUCCUAUGAACGAGGCGAGUCUGCAUCUCAUUAUGAGUUUGACCUGUCAUCGUGUAGCAAGCUGAAAACGUUAAAACUAUGGGGGAAAGACAUAUGGCUAAAAGAUUCGUCUUGUUUGUCCAUGUCAGAACAUCCGGUCUGGAUUGUUCUAAACAGUGCAGCCCCUCUACCAGCACUACCCUGCAUAGAACUGAUUGACAUGGACGCAGUUACAUGUUCCUCUAGAUGUCUACACAGUCAGCUCAGCUCUCUGCUGACACUCGAUCAUGAGGUUAAGUGUAACCUGGACUGGUGUAGCAUAACAUCGAGUGUACAGGGAUCAAAUACCUCAUACGUUUAUAUGAAGGUGUUAAACAAUACAUUAAAAAUGGUCGUUAGUGAAGACAGUCCCGGUCUGUGGGAGGCGCUGCAUAGUCUCAAUAUCAAGAGUCUCAGUCUUCAAGGUUUUGGCGAUGCGACAACUGCGCGGGUGAAACAUGGGGAGCUGUUGAACCAGUCACUAUCAUCGCUCACACAGCUGGAAACGCUUACAAUUCAUUUGCGUACAUAUGACGUCAUAAAGCCACCUCCAUCAUUGAAGUAUUUAAAUAUUUACUCUGGCACAUUGCUUCCAUCUCAAUUACGUGAACUAAUGGACACACUGCACGCAUGUACUCAGACAAUUGAUAGUAGGAUUGAAUUCGGCUGUGCGAUGUCAAUUUAUACCGAUGAUAAUCAUGAUGAGGAACGCAUACAGCAAAUCGCACUUGAGGAGUACACUCCCAUAGUACACGAACUGGAGACGCUGAAGAAUGUUGCAGUGAAUCGAUUCCGAAUAUUAGACCGGACACGUAAAAACCGAUGGCUUGGAGAAGAUGUGGAUGUUUCUUGCUGGUUUGUUCGUAGCAAUGGUGAUAUCGAUGACGAUAAACAAAACGAUGAUAACUUUAAAGAUAAGCUAUAUACAGAGUUCGUUCGAUGGAUGCAUAAACAUCAUACAUCGAAUAUCAAUGCGACUUCUGAUUACUCCAGCCUCGACAUCAGGAGUAAGCAAUCAAUACGGUUGCAACACAUGAUUUUACUAUGAACAGUUGUGUGUUAAUGUCUGGAAAGGUUUGUGCAAAUAAUAAUAUCUCCCACUUGGAAAGCAUACAUAGAUCGUUAUUUUUCUAUAGAAUUUUCUUUUCUUGUCAAUGUUAUUGUAAACAGAUUUUAUUGAAUACAUGUCGUUUUACAAUGUUUAACAUCUUUGCAGGAACUAUUCAAUGUAUGCUUUGUUUUUAGUUCGCGUUUAACCCAUUUAUGCCUAGCGUGUAAAAAAAGGCCUUGGCAAAAAGCGUAGACACAGAUGAGACACCGCAUGAUACGUCGUCUCAUCAGGGUCUGCGCUGUUUGCUUAAAGGAAUUUAUGUUAGAAAUAUUCUACAUAUAGAAAUAAAUAUACUAGACAUCAUUUAUUUUGGAAAUAAAUUGAUCCAAUUUAGAACGAUGGAAGAGUCCACUAGGCUUAAAUGGGUUAAUAGCGAGAAAUGUAUGUACACGUUUCGAACAUUCUCUAGGUCUACAUUUAAAGAAAAAUCAAUCCAUAUAUAUUGCAAAAUAACAAACAAUAAGGAUACGUGUUUGGUUAUAGAAAACACACCUCGUUUCGUGUAAAAAGUCAUCAUGUAAUACUGUCUGUUAAUUUGAACCGUGUUCACAGUGCGUGUGAUUUGUAUAUUUUAUCAGUACCAAGAUACAUUAUUACUAUAAUGUAACUUUGCUAAAUUUAACAAGAAAAAGAAGUUACAUACUUUUAUUUCUCAUACAGCUUUACUUUAUUUUAAAACACAACAAUGUUUCUAAACUAUUUAAUGUUGAUAUGUCGCCUAAAAUUCACAUUUUUAUAUUUUAUUACGAAUUUCAUUAUAUAUAUAUAUAUAUAUAUAUA